AAUGUGACAGCUGGACUCCUAUAUCAAUGUUCCUAUGACAACAAGGCUAUCAAUUACAUCAACUCUGCAGUGGACUUUAGUUCCUGCAGGUAAUCCAGAGGGAGUGACUCUUUAACCGAACGGCAGAAACGUGUGUAGACAUGGCAAAAUUCUUAUCACAAACUCAGAUUGAUGAGUUCAAAGAAUGUUUCUCGCUUUAUGACAAGAAGCGAAAGGGGAAGAUUGAAGCCAAAGACCUUAUUACAGUCAUGCGCUGUCUGGGUACAAGUCCCACAUAUAAUGAAGUGGACAGACAUCUACAAAUCCACAAAAUAGAUAAGACAGGGGAGUUGGAUUUUUCUACAUUUCUAACCAUGAUGCAUAGACAGAUGCAGCAGGAAGAUCCUAAGACUGAAAUUCUGGAGGCUAUGCGCAUGACAGAUAAACACAAGAAGGGUUACAUUCUGGCCUCUGAGCUACGGGCCAAACUCACAGGCUUGGGAGAAAAGCUCACUGAUAAAGAAGUGGAUGAGCUUUUUAAAGAGGCUAAUGUUGGACGUGAUGGACUUGUUUAUUAUGAGGAGUUCACCAGAAUGGUCACACUUCCUUCAGUUGACUACUAGUCAAGAAGAGCCGGUUGGCCCCUUACCCUGAAUAUUGCAAUUAUUUUACUAGCAAUAAUGAGAUAUUUUUGUUCUGUGUAAACAUUGUAAACAGCUGAUUAAAUUACAAUAAAGAACUCAAAAUGUGA
Molecule: messenger RNA, 730 nt
Organism: Carassius auratus (goldfish)
Lineage: Eukaryota; Metazoa; Chordata; Actinopteri; Cypriniformes; Cyprinidae
Gene: calml4a
Product: calmodulin-like 4a
Exons: 5
Coding region: 141-602 (153 amino acids)
Cellular component (GO): myosin II complex
Molecular function (GO): calcium ion binding
Source: RefSeq, a predicted model, not a curated record